Molecule: messenger RNA, 4429 nt
Organism: Phymastichus coffea
Lineage: Eukaryota; Metazoa; Arthropoda; Insecta; Hymenoptera; Eulophidae
Exons: 5
Coding region: 1374-3989 (871 amino acids)
Source: RefSeq, a predicted model, not a curated record
UAGGCGGAUCGAGAGACAGCAAUUUCCGCAGCACAAUCGUUGACAACGAGCAUUCGGUUGGAAGAUUAGGUCUUCUCGCGCCUCUGUCGCCCGACGAACGUCUUUGUCGGCUUCUUUCGCUCGGAAACAAUUCUGUCACAUGGAAAUUUCACUAAAUCGACGCGCGCAGAACAAAAAGAAGCAGAGAGCGAGUCGUGUCGCUCUCGUACGCUCGUACGACGCGUCAGCUGGAAUGCACAAUGAGCUUCGACUCAUCUGACACACGCGAGGCAUAUGUGUAAGUCGAUGGAAAAAAAAACACGGAAAACAACGACUUCUACCGGCAUUCGGCUUGUCAAGUACAAUUAGCACGAACAAAACGAGAUAACGAUAAAGCAAACUUGUGGCACAGGGCUGACGCUGCGCGAAGAAGAAAGAACGAAGCGGAACAAUGGAUUACAUCGCGAGAGCGACAUCAGGUCGAGAGUAAUGUCGAGCGCGCUUGAGCGAGAAAGUGGAGCGAGCGUAUGUGAAGUGGGGGUCUCGGCGAAAUUUAUUUCUGAAAAAAAAAAAGAAAAAAAAAAAAAAAAUGAGGUGCUCAAAACCUUCUAACUGGUCUCGCAUCACAACACCAUCCGUCGCCGUCUGUUUAAAUACCCAAGGAUCGUCGCGUCAAAGAAAUAUGUUGAAUGGGCUGCGCCUAUAAGCAGGUAUAGAAGUUCUUAGUCUCGAGGCUAGCAGGUUUUAUUAUAGCUUGUUUUUACUUUCACAACGAUUAUUAUUUCACUCUCGCGGAGGAGUUUUCUCUCCCUCUCUCUCUCUUUCUUCUCCUUCUGCUUCUGCGGCGGCUCGCGUAUCGCGCCGAUUUCUCGUUUCGCUCGAAACUGCGGACGACGGCUUCGAUGAGAAUGAUCUAAAAAUAAAAAUACACGUCCCGAUGCGCACACGUGCGUCGCGGGCGAGCAACAGUUCUCGUUCCACUUGCUGCGCUCGGUUGGAUUUCAUUCCCUCUGUGUGUGCGUAAUCGAUGUCGGCCUUUUUUCCCAGGACGGGAGAACAGGAGGGGGGAGGAACAGUUCAGUAUAGCAUUACCGAUUAUCGGAGGUGGUCGUCAUUCGAAAAAGAAGCGACGAGAAGAGUGUUACUAAGACUUCUUAGUCAGUGCUUCUCUUGCUUCAUUUUUUUUUUAUUAGGGGAGACGCACUUGCGCUUUUCGUAGGUAAGCGGCGGCGUUGCUUUAGUUCGAAUGGAAAUUUCACUCCGAACACACGAAUGGCUUUUGCUUUGUUUCUCUCUAAUCGGCUAGCGGAAUGUGAAUCAGACGGUGACGUCAGUUCAGCCUCAGCUGCGUUUCACGCAGUUCGAUUCCAUGUUCUCCGCGACAAGAAUCCACGAUGGCAAUCUACGGGGCCGCGCGACAAGAGGAAAUCAAUAAGCGCGGACAGCGUGAAAAAUUCAGCGCCGCGUGGUACCCGCGCGAGCAGUGCCGAGCUCUCGGCAAAGCAAGGUACGCGGGUCACGAGGGAAGGCCGAGGCACGAAUCGACAUCGUCAAGAGUCCCGUCGAUAUCGAAAAAAGACGUCGAACUGUCCGAAGGAAUGAUUCCCGAAGACACCAUGGAAGUCGAGGUGUCGCACUGCCGCGAGCUCCGCAUUCAAGCCGGAGCGUUCACGGGCGGUGCCCAGCUGAAGCGCGUACACGUGUCCGGCAUCUACACCUUGGUGGCGAACAAGCAGGCCUUUCAGAACAUCAGCGCGCCGAAUCCGUUGCUGGAGGUGUCCGAAUGCAAUCGGGUGAUACUCGAGAGCCACGCGUUCAAGAAUACCAAGGGUCCGCUGAGCGUGUCGAUAUCGAGAUGUAAACACGUGACCAUCAAGCCAAACGCAUUCUCGUGGCUGCUGCAGAUCAGCGUGAGGGAAGUGCCGAAUCUAGAGCUGUCGAGCAACGCCUUCAAGUUCGAGACUCCGCAACAUGGUCGACACGGACCAGCGACCAAGAUAAUGUUCCAACGGGUGAAGAUCCCGGAGUUGCCGACAGCAGUGUUUCCCUCGACGGCCGCGGAAAUUCGUAUGGACGACUUGUGGACAGGCAGCAUCAAGAAGGACGCGUUCUGCGCCAUGAACGUACUCAGCGUGGUCAUAAGCAACGCGUCGAUCGUUGAAAUCGAGCCGGGAGCGUUCAGCGACAGAACCCUCAUACACGGCUUGGAAUUCGUCGACGUGAGAAUGAAAACCGUGCGUGCCGGGGCUUUCAGAGCUGGAGCCAAUAAUCUGACCAUACAAUAUUCCAGGUUGUCCGAAGUGGAAUCCGGAGCGAUAGACAUAACCGUGGCGACGGUGACCUUCAACAACAACGAGUUCUUCAAUUUACACCGCAACUCGAUCGUGUUCCAUCAGUGGAAUCGCAUCGCCAUCGAUUACAAUCUGUUCCAGCGGCUGGAAACGAAUGCCAUCAAUGCCAUAACCUCCGACACGGCCAAAGCAACAAGCUUGGAGUUCUCAUUUUCCGGAAAUCACAUCCACGAGGCCGAGGCCAAAUCCCUUACCUUCGUCGAGAUAUCGCAGAGCGUGACGGCAGCUCGAGUCGGCAGUAAUUACUUCAAGCUCACGUGCAAUUGUAAUUUGGAGAGCUGGGUGCAAGAGCGUAUUGGCAGUAACACCUCGGUGUCGUGGAUCAUGGACUCGAGUUACUGCGUGAUCGACAAGUUCCUGAUGAACUGCUUCAAUCUGCCGGAAGGUUACCUGGGCAUGCGCAAUUAUACUCAGACGAUUUGUUCCAAGACCGACAAGAGGAUCAAUUGCACGUUGCCAACGGCCAAAUCAGAGCCAAGCGUGAGUCCGCCAAGUGUCGGUCCACAUCAGUAUCCAAGGCACAAGGGUUACUUCGACGUGGAAAUGAGCGAUCCCGAUCAAAUGGAGCGCGAGAAGAGGAUCAUCAUGAUCGUUUGCGUAGUGGCAGUGUUUUCGUUGUGCGUGGUUAUUCUCACCUCCGGCGUGCUCUAUAUGCGUCGUCGCGGCGUCUGUCCAAAGCUGACGUCCGGAACGCUGAACCUGGCCAAUUCGUGGUUCUCGCCGAACAGCGGCAUGACUGCGGCCACGUCGGCGAGAUCGAUCUCGAGGCUCAGCGUGCACGAGUACGCGGGUCUACAGCCGGAAACGCGGAUUCUCGACAUAGAGCCUCAUCAAGACGCCGUGGAAGAGGAUCAAGGAGCCGCCGAAGGUGGUGGCGAUUGCGCCUUCACGGAGAACAAGGCGACGCAAACGCUGCCCGAAGAACUGACCGAGGAGUAUCUCACGGAAUUGAGAGAGAGACUGACCGACCCAGAACAGUACAGUUACGCUCGUGAUAUGAUCGAGCAUCUCUACGAUCUCAUCAAAGUCGAGGAGAGUUGUAACAACAAUAACGACAGGCGGCCGUCCCUCGACGGCAACGCUUACGACAUGAUCAGGCCUAAGCCGAACAGGACGCGAGUCGGACCAAGACAGCCCUCGAUCAGUAUAGGCACCAAAGUUCCAUCCUUGGACAAGCUUCUGCCGACGUUGUUGCGUCCACGACCACAGAUUACGGAAUACGCGGAACCGCGGGAUCACAGGGUUAUUGAUCAGAAUCAUUUGUACACUGAAUUGCCGGGUGACGAGACAGUGCCAAGUACAAGUCGAUUGUCCGAACCCGUACUCGCGACUCUGGCAGGCAGGGCGCCGCAACCUCUACCUCCAGAUGUCAUUAACGGUCAUGGAUCGUCGGCUGCGGAGCAAGAAGCUGCCGCCAGCGACAAGAAGACUAAAAGUUUCUUUCAGACGUUAGGCGAAACUUUUUACGCAUCCAAAAAGAUACAAAACCCAAAAAGGCCAGAGUCGUUGUUGGACGAAUAUACAGAUCCUUCGGACGUGACUGCUCAUCUCUACUCGGAACUGUCAGAACCAAAGCAGCAGCAGCAAGCCAAUAACAAUAAGAUGGCCAAUCGACCACUGCCAACUAAACCAGAUCACGAGGCCAUCGUUAAGACGUAGUGUUACUUCUCCGUCCUUGAGACCCUACCUUAUUAUACAGUCAGUCCGAGGGUUGACACAAACACACACCUGUCUGUGAUAAACGAAAAAAUAUAAACGAGUAAAUCAAUGUCUUGUUGCAUACAAGCUCGGUGGUAUGAAUGCGCGACUUGGGAUGAUACUUUUUUCAAUGUAUAUCGUUGCGUUUCCCUUACUGAUUAUUGAUUUUUUUCUUUUUUAUUUGUAUUACAUAUGUGGCUACGUAGAACAUUGUAUAGAUUUAUUAAUAAAGCCACGUACCGCCAUACGAACGAAUGUGUGAGAGCGAGGAUAAAAUGGAAAAUGCGCCAUUGAUUAUUUAAUAACGAGUAGUCUCAUUUCCUUGAUGUAACAUACGAUUUUAUAAAUAUUAUUAUAUGUAUAAAUAUGCCUCGACAGUUUAUCAUUAGAGCAUUUUAUUC